GUCCAAUUGUUGCCAGCAACAAUUGCCAGCUUCACGGAGCAAACGUACAACUACGCACCGGAUGCUGGCACGGUGCGUUAUUUUUAGGUGAGAUGGCCAGAUUACUACUCAAGUAAAUUGUAACACUCGUCCUAGGGUACUGUGAGGGGCGAAAUGAAAAGACGUGUGGUAUUGGGUUUCAGUGCAGCUCGGCUACCUCAGGUUCCUGGAUGCCUGGGCCCUGCCAAUGGCAAAGACAGCACUCUUAAGGUGGUUCCAGGGGCUAUGCAUGCACGUCGUGGCCUCUCUCAAAGGGUCAGUUACAGAGUGGAACAGACUUGUAAUAGAGGUGGCAGGCUGAAAGACCAGAAGAAAAGACAGCUGGUACAAAAACUGUUCUACCUGUGGAUUCGGAAAACUUUUGGCCGAGUUCAUCCGUCUCAAGCUAGGACACAUUACCAACAAAGAGUUCUAUGGAAGGCAUUUGAGGUAUGGAGGGAAGAGUGGUGGGUAACCAGGAAGGAGUGGAGACUUUGCAUGAGAGCGGAAUGUCACUAUAGGUAUCGGCUGUAUAACUGGGUUUUCGUCAACUGGCAGCAGUUUGUGACUAUGCAACAAGGGCGUAAGGAGAGGCUUCAGACGGCAGCCAUCUACGCUGAAAAGCGUUGCCAGUUCUUCGCUUGGGGAAGAUGGGUGGUAUAUCUGGAGAUGCAAAGGAUUAAACGCAACAUGCAUGAGGCUGCUCAGAAGCACUGGGAGAAUACUGCCUUAAGGUCAGCAUGGAUGCUGUGGACUGGUUGCCUGCAGCUCAAGAAAAGGAAGCUUGUCUUGGAAGAGUGUGCUUUACAGCACUGGGCACUGUCACUGCAGAGUAGGACUUGGCUGCAAUGGAGAGAAGUGUACCUGCUUGCCUGCAGUCUAAGAAAGGAGGAGACCAGAGCCUCUCUGCACCACAGUCAUGGGCUCCAGAGAAGGGUUCUGUUCACGUGGACCAGCUACCUGCACUAUCGCCAAGUGAAGAAGGAGCAAAAAGUUUCAAGCAAACACGCAAGGCAUUCCAUGGUCUUGAGGAGGUGUUGGAGUACAUGGCAAGAAGAGUUCUUGCACAGACAGAAUGAGAGGGCUACGUGGCAGACUGUAUCUGCUUUGGCACAGCAACGUGUUCAGCUCCGGGCACUGCAUCGCUGGAAAGGCUAUACAAAUCAAUGUUUGGAGGAGACAAAGAUAAACCAAUUUGCUCGUGAGCACUACAGGCGCCGCCUGAUGCGCAUGGGACUGAGACUCCUGACCCUGAAUAUAUCUCAGCGGAAGGCUCGUCAAAUUAACAAGAAUGUUGCACUCCAGCAGUACCAACACAGUGUGAUUGGCAAGUAUUGGCAUCGCUGGCAGGAAAGUUACGAGGAAAUUGAGGAAAGGAACCAUCAACAACAAGGGGAUAUGGCACUCAUGCACUACAGCAUGACUCUGCUGAAUAACACCCUGCAUUGCUGGAGAAAAUGCUUCUCUGAACAUCGAAUUAGGAAGAAGAUGGAGCUCAGGGCAGACCGCUAUUAUGCAAGAUGGGCCCUGCCCCAAUUCUUUAACUCCUGGAAAGACUAUGUUGCACAGAAAAAGAAAACCCGAGAGAGGAUUGGGACAGCAGAGGCCCAUAUUCGGCAGCGGACAUGUACCUGGGCAUUCUACACCUGGUUGACUCAGUCUGAAGAACAGAGGGACAAACGGUUGGCAGAGAGGAUGGCGGUGUUACAUGCAGACCAAUCUGCUUUGCUCCGGGUCUUUGUCCACUGGCGUUCCAGAGCAGACUGGGAGAGGGAGGAGCGGGAGAAAAGCAAUGCUUCAGCAAGGCUGUACCUGAACACUCUGCUUCACAAAACCCUGUGUCUAUGGAGAGACAACAUUGCCCUAAUUCAAUCAGGAAGAGAAAAUGAGCAGCAGGCAGUGAGACAUGACCAUCUACUCUGUGUUCAAAAGGCCCUGACACGCUGGAGAAAGUAUGUCCAACACAAGAGGGAGAAGAAGAGAAAACUAGAGGAACUAGAUCACUACCGCCACUGCAAGCUGUUGGCACGCGCACUACAUGGCUGGAAGGAGUACCACCACAGGGCACAACAGGCUAACCGCAUUGCAGAGGAGCGUCAGAGACUGCACCAUCAAAAUCUUUUGAGGAAAGCAUUGUACACAUGGAAGGAGAAUAUCACCCUGUUGGUGAGAGACAAGGCCUCCCAGAGCAGAGCCUCUAAACAAUACCAACACAUUCUUCUCUCCAAGGUGCUGCUGAUGUGGAGAGAGGCCACAGUUUAUGCGAUUUACUCUCGCCAUCAACAGGAAGAGGAAGUGAAGGUAGCACGGACUUACCUGCAGGGAGUGUGGUUGCAACAGGCGUAUCAGCGUUGGAAGAAACGAGGCCAGGAGGUUCGGCAGGAGAGACUGCGCAUGGAGAAGGCCAGGAAAAAUCACCAAACUGCUCUCCUCCACAGAUGCAUUGGGGCUUGGGUUCUGUACUACCACCAACACCAGCACAGGAAGGUAAUGCAAGGGCAGGCCAACUGCUUACUGCUGCGCAGGACCUGUCUGCACUACUUCACCUUUUGGAAAAGACAGCUGCAGCUUAGAUAUGAGGAAGCUGAGCUUACAGAUGUGGCUCUCUGGCACUGGUCAUUCAAACUUCUGGCCAAGGUAAUGGAGGCUUGGAGGUGUUGGAUGGCAGAGCGACACCGGAAGCAAGACCGGCUGGUACAUUCAGCUCAGUUUCACCAAGAUCAGUUACUGAGGGAAGGUGUGAUGCGUAUCCUUUCCCACACUGCAGACAUGCGCAGCUUCCGUAUCAACCUGGCACUGCAGAGCCAAGAACAGAGUGCCCGGCAACUGCAGAAUGUGGUGUGGCGUUGUGCUAUGCUGUGGAAGCAGCGAGUCCUGGGUGAGCCAGGUGGGUGCAGGGGCAAGACUUGCAAGAGUGUAUCCUUCUGUCUGCCACCGCCCAUCUCUACACCAGGGAGCACCAGCAAAAAUUACACAGUGGGAUUAUCUGUGUGCACGUCCAGGCUGCAGCCACGACGGUCUGACCACCUUUUGAACUCCCUGGACAAAGCAUCGCCUCGUAAAUCUACGCAUAACCGUACCCAGGUUUUGUCGUCCCCACCUAGCCCUGCAAAUCCCAUUCAAACAAUGGGCUGGCCUACCCCUCUGGCCCCAGAAUUAUUCUGCUCACCUGCUAUUGCACAAGAACCACUGACUGGCCACAAGGACCACUCUACAAACCAGGAAGUGCUGUUACCUCCCUCCUCCUUCAUGACAUCUGGAGUUUCUAGGCAACACAGCACCUCAACAUUAAUGGCCCAGCCUGGGCCAAGCCACUCAGACAUGUUGCUGUCCACUAAGAAGUUCACUAUGUGCCAGGCAGCUGCUCCCACAGGUUGUGUUUCUGAGAAAGGUAAACAGACUGAGUGCGAGCUGGUAGACCAACAGCCCUACUGUCACGCCAGCACUGCUGUUGCCAAAGAGCUACUCGGCAUCCAAUGGAAAAUGCAUAAUUUUCAGCGUGAGAAAAGGCAGCUGCGGGCCUGGCGUAGACUUGCAGACGUGUUGAGAAGCUGGUUACAGACCAGCACGAGUGAGGAUGAGACUGAGUGCCACUCAACUCGCCUGGAGCUAGAGGAGCUGGAGGCCCGGAUGAGUAGGUUGGCCACCUGGCUGGAGGAGGAGAAGCCAGUGAUGCAAUGCUAUGCUGCCAGGAUUCACAGCAUUUCUAGCUGCCUUUUGGAGAACUAGCUUUGAAAAGAUGCAGCCUGGAGUAAGUUAUUUUCUCCUGUGCUGCCAGUGUGCAUGUUGGAAGGCAAAAUUACAGUUGUCAAGAUGAGCAUGAGCUAGAGUAAUACAUCUCCCAGCAUAAUGUUCUGGUCUAUUUUUUGUAAUUUUACAAGAUUGAGGGAUUUGCAGUGUUUGUGGCACAGAAAUUUAGUUUAUACUGGUUUAUAUAAAGUCAUUCAUAUGUACAGUGUUUUUUGUAAUAUUUCACUGGGGCCAAAUAAAAUAUUCAAAAAACCUGUAGCUGUGAGAGUGGUGAAAAUGUGGUUCUUGUCUCCAAGUGUCAGUCAGAAAUACUAAUUGUAUUGUAAGAAAUGCAACAAAGUCCAAUAGUUUUUCAAUGAGUUGAGAAAUGGUAGCUCCAAAUAGCAACCAAAUGGCAUUCAUAUGGAGAUUGAAUGCAAUGAUAGAACCUGCUCAAUGUACAAUUGAACUAUACAUGUUAUUUGAUUUUUACUUUAAUAGUAGUUCUGUUACAUAAAUAAAAUAAAUGCUGCGGCAAAAACAA
This is a messenger RNA of Anguilla anguilla (European eel), 4291 nucleotides long. It is a transcript of the gene sfi1, whose product is annotated as SFI1 centrin binding protein. The record is from RefSeq and is a predicted model, not a curated record. The coding region runs from base 154 to 3747 and encodes 1197 amino acids. NCBI's taxonomy places the organism in Eukaryota, Metazoa, Chordata, Actinopteri, Anguilliformes, Anguillidae. Gene Ontology annotation, molecular function: phosphatase binding. The transcript has 33 exons.